GGGCCGCACUUCACUUCUGAACCUUGCCUGUGAAGGAAGGUAUCGCGCCAGGGAGCUUCGUUCACCGACCUCUUUCACGUCCACGUGCUACGUUGCUCGCUCCAAACGAGCCACUUGUUUUCGGACACCGCACUGAGCGCCUGGAGCGCAAGACCCACCAUCCACCCUUCCGCUUUACCUGAAUCGAGACCAAAAUUCUCUCCGCGGUGCCCCUAAGACGACCCACGCGAGGCCUCUUCUGGUAACGCCAGACGCUGACAGCGCCGCCAUCUCGGAGGAGAGCAGCGGGCUACGGCGCUGCCGUCAGCCGGCAGCGUCGCGCCAACAGCAGCCAAUCAGGUGUAAGCUUAGUGGUAGGUGUUCCCUUUUUCCUGUUAAGCAUCGCUAGCCGCUACCUCCCCGUUUGCACGCCGGGAAAUGUAGUCCGGGGACCAUGGCCGACGGAGGCUGGACCGAGGCGUUCUCUCAGAGCAUGCCGGGAGUUGUAGUUCAGGGGCGUCCCGGGAACGUUCCGGGUGACGCCUUCUGGUCCGGGGGCGGGCGGUCAUAGCGCUCCUCGGCUGAAAGGAGGAGGAACUGGCAACCAGGAGGAGGCUCCGGGAGGAGGCCUGAAAGGCUGCGCAGCAAGGUGGGGAGGGAAUUUGGGGUUGGGGGACGGCCAGAUAGCGCGUCUGAUAUGCUGCUGGGGUCGUGACCGCUCGGGGACCGAGGCAGGACCUGGCCAGACGCACCCUGCAGGCCUCGCCUCCGUCGGGCCUAAUUUCCAGCGGCUGGGUAGGCCUCGCGAAAGGUUCCUCUCCGUGCGGCCGCCGCGGGUUCCUGCCCUGAUUUUCUGUCCGGGAGAUGGCCUCGCCGAGCCCCCCGCCGGAGCCAAAGAGCGACUUGAUAAAUCCGUUGAAGACCAUUUGUAAUGCUCCAAACAACCGGCCUCAUUGGUGAGUUCUUCCAGGGCUUGCUGACAUUUGAGGAUGUGGCUGUGUUUUUUACCCAGGAGGAGUGGGAUUAUCUGGAUCCAGCUCAGAGAAGCCUGUAUAAAGAUGUCAUGAUGGAGAAUUAUGGAAACCUGGUCUCACUGGAUGUUUUGAACAGAGAUAAGGAUGAGGAGCCAACAGUAAAACAAGAAAUUGAGGAGAUCGAGGAAGAAGUGGAACCACAGGGUGUAAUAGUUACAAGAAUCAAAAGUGAAAUUGACCAAGAUCCUAUAGGUAGAGAAACCUUUGAACUUGUUGGUAGGUUAGAUAAACAAAGAGGAAUCUUCUUAUGGGAAAUACCAAGAGAAUCUUUGGCCCAGGAACAGAGAAUGUUCAGAGGAAACACUAACAUUAUUCGUAAGAGACCAAACUCAGAAGAGAAAUGCCAUAAAUGUGAAGAAUGUGGAAAGGGUUUUGUUCGCAAGGCCCAUUUCAUUCAACAUCAAAGGGUCCAUACUGGUGAGAAGCCCUUUCAAUGCAAUGAAUGUGGGAAAAGUUUUAGUCGCAGUUCAUUUGUUAUUGAACAUCAGAGAAUUCACACUGGGGAAAGGCCCUAUGAGUGUAAUUAUUGUGGAAAAACCUUUAGUGUGAGCUCAACCCUUAUUAGACAUCAGAGAAUCCACACUGGAGAGAGACCCUAUCAGUGUACUCAGUGUAAACAGAGCUUCAGCCAGAGAAGGAGCCUUGUUAAACAUCAAAGGAUUCACACAGGUGAAAAACCCCAUAAAUGUAGUGACUGUGGGAAAGCCUUCAGCUGGAAGUCACACCUUAUUGAACAUCAGAGAACUCACACUGGUGAGAAACCCUAUCACUGUACCAAAUGUAAGAAAAGCUUUAGUCGAAAUUCGUUACUUGUUGAACAUCAGAGAAUUCACACUGGGGAAAGACCCCAUAAAUGUGGUGAAUGUGGGAAAGCUUUUAGAUUAAGUACAUACCUUAUACAACACCAAAAAAUCCACACUGGUGAGAAGCCUUUUCUUUGUAUCGAAUGUGGAAAAAGCUUCAGUCGGAGCUCCUUCCUUAUUGAACAUCAGAGGAUCCAUACAGGUGAAAGACCUUAUCAGUGCAAAGAGUGUGGGAAAAGCUUUAGUCAGCUGUGCAACCUUACUCGUCAUCAGAGAAUUCACACAGGAGACAAACCCCAUAAAUGUGAAGAAUGUGGAAAAGCCUUUAGUAGAAGCUCAGGUCUUAUUCAGCAUCAGCGAAUCCACACCAGAGAGAAGACUUACUCAUACAAUGAAACCAAGGAAAGUUUUGAUCCAAAUUGCAGUCUUGUUAUACAGCAGGAAGUCUACCCCAAGGAAAAAUCUUACAAAUGUGAUGAAUGUGGGAAAACUUUUAGUGUCAGUGCUCAUCUUGUACAACAUCAAAGAAUCCACACUGGUGAAAAGCCCUAUCUAUGUACUGUGUGCGGGAAAAGCUUCAGUCGGAGCUCAUUUCUUAUAGAGCAUCAGAGAAUCCACACUGGUGAGAGACCUUAUCUGUGCAGACAGUGUGGCAAAAGCUUUAGCCAACUGUGUAAUCUUAUUCGACAUCAGGGUGUUCACACAGGUAAUAAACCCCAUAAAUGUGAUGAAUGUGGGAAGGCCUUUAGCCGGAACUCAGGCCUUAUUCAGCAUCAGAGAAUACACACAGGAGAGAAACCUUACAAGUGUGAGAAGUGUGACAAAAGUUUUAGUCAACAGCGCAGCCUUGUCAACCAUCAGAAGAUCCAUGCAGAGGUGAAAACUCAAGAAACCCAUGAAUGUGAGGCUUGUGGCGAAGCCUUCAAUUGUCGCAUAUCUCUUAUUCAGCAUCAAAAAUUGCACACUACGUGGAUGCAGUAAAUGUAGAGAAAUAUUCAAGCUUGGUUUGACUUGAGCCUAGCUACCCAAGUGCAGUUUCAUAUGGCUCAGCGUGAGUCAGGUUUAGUGAUAAAGCAAAUUCUCCUUGGCCUCAGGCAAAUGGUUUCUAAAGAUUCUGUGAAAGGUGGACAACUGCCCACAGGCAGCUGAAGACUUCCAUUACUUUUUGUUCUGAUGAUCAUAGAGAAAGACAGUAAUUUAUUUAAGCAUCUCUUUUCUGACACAUCUUCCAGCAGAGGUCAAACCCAGGUUCAGAGCACGUGGUAUUAUAGUCAUUCGAGGGAGAAGGACAAAGUUGCAUUGGUACAAGGGAGCUGAAGUUAGAAAACUAAAAUAAUUAUUCAGGAGAGUCCCCUUCCACCAUCAUAUGGUGGUUCAUUCAGUUCCAUGAUCUGCUUGGCAAAGCAUGCCAAAGCCUAGUAAUUAAGCGUAUGAUUAAGUUUCAAGGAAACAGAGCCCCAAUUUUUUUUCAAACUGAUUCCAAAGGUGUUUUUGGUCAUUGAUUAAGAAAGCUAGUUGUUUGGCAUGUGAGUUAAAGAAGCAGUUCCAAUGCUUUGUGGUUCCCAGAUCUGUGAAAUGAGUGGACCAUUAAUUUUACAUGUAAAAAUUAUCUGAGUAAUUAACAAACCUACCAAGGAACCUUUGGGAGUGCCUUUUUUCAAGAUGGGCCCGAAAAAGUGGAGGAAGACACUUCUUUUUGUGCUCUCCCAUCUGUGAAACAUAAUUGUAGUCCUAUACAAAUAAUCUCAUUCCUCCACUACCAGUAGCAUGCGAAAGUGUACAUAUUUUGAUUACCAAGAUUUGGAAAUAAAAGACCUGGAGUCUAUACUAGGAAGCGGAGAUAUUUUGGUAUUGCUUUGGUUUUUAUGGUAACUAGACUUUGCAUGCAAUUUUAAAAUCCUUAUUUCUGGUUCUAGGGCUUCCCUUAGUUAAUGGUUAUUAUAAACCUAUUAAUUCAUCUGCUUUAAUCAUUAAACCUGUUUUGUUUUUUGC
Molecule: messenger RNA, 3808 nt
Organism: Canis lupus familiaris (dog)
Lineage: Eukaryota; Metazoa; Chordata; Mammalia; Carnivora; Canidae
Gene: ZNF189
Product: zinc finger protein 189
Exons: 5
Coding region: 911-2797 (628 amino acids)
Biological process (GO): regulation of DNA-templated transcription
Source: RefSeq, a predicted model, not a curated record